Molecule: messenger RNA, 513 nt
Organism: Ochotona curzoniae (black-lipped pika)
Lineage: Eukaryota; Metazoa; Chordata; Mammalia; Lagomorpha; Ochotonidae
Gene: TEX19
Product: testis expressed 19
Exons: 1
Coding region: 1-513 (170 amino acids)
Biological process (GO): spermatogenesis; placenta development; male gonad development
Cellular component (GO): cytoplasm; nucleus
Source: RefSeq, a predicted model, not a curated record
AUGUGCCCCCCGCUCAGCAUGCGCCACGCCGGCGAAGGCGUCUCCCGCCUCUACGUGUCCUGGCUGUACCAGCUCCAGCACGGGCAGAUGCGCAGCUGCUUCGCCUGCUUCAAGACGGCCUUCCUGGAGCUCAAGGACUCGCUGGAGGUGGAGGAGUGGGACGACACCGACUCCUGGGACCCGGAGCCCGAACCCGAGGAAGCCGAGGGGCCGGGGCAGCCAGUGCUGGGGGGCCCUGAGGCCUGGGGGGCCCCGGCUGCCACUGCGGCGGGCUCCGAGGAGCUGGGCACCAGCCUCCACUUUGUGCCCACCGAGCUGGAUCCGCAGGACGUCGUGGCCCUGUGCCGGGGGCCCGAGGAUUCGGACUGGACCCAGGAGCUUCCCUGGAGAUUUGGGGACGUGCCUUCCUGCACCCACUGGCCCAUCUCCACUGCCCCGUGGCAGGAGCAGCUCCGCUGCGUCAGGGAGAUGCCCCCCGAGGAGCCCGGGACCCCUGCCCCGGCCCAGGACUAG